GACAUCUUAGAGGCAACAGGUGAAUUGACGAAGUCAAGCAGAAAAAAACUUGGUAAACCAGGAGUUAAAAUUGUCGGUGGAUCAUAAAAAAUCGUACAUUUGCUAACAUGACCGAAAUCAAUCAAAUCAUGCAGACUACAGGUGAAUUGACGAAGUCAAGCAGAAAAAAAAAACGGCAGAAACUUGGUAAAGCAGCAGUUAAAAGUGUCGGUGGAGAAUAAAAAAUCGCACAUUUGCAAACAUGACCGAAAUACCCUUUUAAAGUUCUUCCCUCUUCCUUUCCUUUACCAACAUUUUCAACUCUGUUUUGUACUAUCUUUUUUUCCCAGAUCCACUCAAAUGCCCCAAAUUUCAAACUUAAGCCAAAUUGUCAAAGCUUUUUCACAUCCCAAAUUGAACCCAGUCACCAAAACAACCUAGAUACAAUAAAAAACAGAGGAAGUAAAAGUAGAAAUAAAGGCAGAGAGAGAAAGGGGAGGCCAACGGUUACUAGUGGUGGUGGUGGUGGUGGCGCAGGUGAGCGCCACUACCAGAAACGGGGGUGGAGCCCAAGGGUUCGGCCAUGGCUGAGACGAGAGAGAGAAUCCGAGAUAGCAGAGAGAGGGAAUGAGACGGAUCUGGUUGUGGAGGGUUACAAAUCUGGUGGUUGCGGUGGUGGUGGUGGUGGUGUUUUUGUUUCUUGGAUUGAAGCAUGAGAAAGACUGAGAUAGAAGGAGUGAGACAAGAAGAAGAAAGAGAAGAGAGCAGCUUCAGACGUAGUAGAGACCAGAGAGAGAAAAUUGAGAAGAGUUAAAAGAUGAAAGAAGGGUAUUUUUGUCUUAUAAGUAGCAAAUUUAACUUUUCAAAAACGUUUUUCAUUCCUCAGUAAAAAUAGUUCUGUAAUUUACUUAUUAUUAAUUUCCUUAUCAAUAAAAAUCGGAUCGAUAACAGUACCCGUUAACAGUACUUAUCAAUAAAAAUCGGAUUUCUGUGGUCUGUGGGUAGUGUAAUACACAAAGGGGUGGGCGCCAUUUACUAAAUGGAUGGAUAGACUUUAAACUUUACCAAAUGAAUGGAUAGACUUAAACAAGUGAGAGAUCUUAGCAAAAAAAACCAAAACAGUGAGAGAAAGAGAGAUCCAGCGCCGCUGCCCACUGGUUUUUGGAGAAAUUCGAUCACCGGUCGUCGAAUGGAGGCUGCAGAACACGACAAGGACUGUGACUGGCAUCUGACAACCUGUGGAGGCAAACUUUUGAGUUAUUAAUUACGGUGUGGACACUACGGCUGUACUUAAGUUUAUAGCUAUCUUUGUGAAACAAAGCCACUCUUUAGAUUCAAAGAAACUAGCAAUGAAUACCGCUAGACUGUUCGAUGAUGCAAUUUCUGGGAAUAUUGACAGUUUCAAUAGAGAAAUUAGGGAUGGGGCUUUAAUAAGUCUUGAGCACGUGACACGGAGUGGCAAUUGUAUUCUUCACGUGGCAGCAAAAUCUGGACAGGCUCAGAUUAUGGAAAGGGUCCUCGAUUCGCUUUAUCCACAUUCACCUUUGCAUGCGACAAAUUGCAAAGGCAACACAGCACUACAUAUUGCAGCAAGCUUAGGGCAUUUUCGUAUGACACAGCUUCUAAUAGAUCGUGCAAUAGACCAAGAAGCUGAAGUGAAACGGUUGCUACUAAAAGCGCAAAAUGUGGAGCAGAACACUGCACUGCAUCUUGCUGUAAAACAUGCUCAUGAUGACAUUGUGGAUUUGCUAAUUAGGAAAGAGCCAGGGUUGACUUCAAUUACAAAUAAAGCUGGCGAAUCCCCACUCUUCCUGGCAGUGGAUCGAGGAUUUUUUGAAAUCGCCCUUCGUAUCCUAGAUAUUUCAGAAUGCUCCGACGAGGGAAGGAACAAAAUGAAUGCCUUGCAUGCUGCAGUUAUUCGCGUAGAAAUUAGAAGUCGGUUUAAAACCAUUCGCAAUGAUUGGUGGCAGAAUAUACAAACCUGCUUGAACAUUUUUGGAUCCCCACAACUGAAAACACGCAAACUCGACAUUACCGGAGCAGAUUUUGUGCGCAAGAUGUUGGACAAAUUUCCGAACGCAAUUAUGAAAGCUGAUGACUUUGGCUGGACUCCUCUGCAUUAUGCUGCAUAUUUUGGCAAUUUCGAAGUUGUCAAACUAUUUUUGGAAAAUAAUAAUAUUUCCCUUGCUUACGAGCGGGACAUUCAGGGCAUGUCUGCUCUUCACAUUUCAGCCAUGGAAGGACAUUGUGAUGUGAUGAGCGCAAUCAUUGAAAAAUUUCCAUAUACUUGUGAAUUGUUAGAUAACAGAGGUAGGACAGCUCUUCAUCUUGCGGCGGAGAGUGGAAGGACAAAAGCUGUGAAAAUAUUGCUCUCAUCUUUAGCUUUUCAGGAUCUCAUAAAUGAGCAAGAAAACGACGAAGGAAACACGGCUAUGCAUCUUGCUGCCAUCAAAAAGAGAUACAAAGUAUUGAAAUUGCUUGCAGGUGAUACGAGAGUUGAAAAAAGGGCUACGAACAAGGAAGGGAAGACCGUUGCUGACAUUCUUCAAUUAGAUAGCCUUUGGUGGAUUAAAAUAACGGCGCUUUGGUGGAUUAAUAUUAUAAUAAGGAUAUAUGAGUUGUAUCUACCACUCAUGUUAAAGCCGGGGUAUAGAAGCGAAGUUCUACUGAGUUUGGAGCAAGAGGUUGAGAGACAGACUAAGGAAGAGGAGAUUGCUGAAAAUGAAGGACAUGAACAAUUUAAAGAGUCACAGAGGAUAGAACCUGCUGCAAAGGUCCAGGGAGGAAAGGAUGCAGCCAAUAAUACCGUAGAUUUUAAGGAAUUGAGAGAAUACAAUGUAGUGGUAAUGACACUCAUUACAACUGUCACCUUCGCAGCAGCCUUCCAAGUGCCUGGUGGAUACGACGGCAAUGGGAAGGCAAUUUUAGUUAAAAACAAACAGUUCAGAAAUUUUCUGAUGUUUGAUACGUUGUCAUUUGGUUCCUCAGUUGCCUCAUUGGUUAUCUACUUUGCCAUGCCAGUCAUUCAGAAAAUUACCUUUGUUCAGGGUCUAGUACAGCCAGGAGUAAUGUUGCUCGGUGUGACCUCCCUUAUAUUCAUGUUGUUUGCCUUUUCGGCGGGCGUAGCAGCAGUCUUGGAUGAAAAAUCAAGUCUCUAUUCUCUUACUAAUGACACUACAGCGUAUGGCUUGUAUUUACCCGUAUACCUGAUUGGGAUUACCUCCUUUAUUUUCCUAAUUCCCCUGAUCUACAUUCGGAACAAAUUACGACCGUUUAGAUCGUGAUCAUCAUUUCAUCGUCUAUCUAUUUCAAGGGGGCUCGUAGUUUUAGCACCUGAAUUCGUCUUGUCAUUUCUCCCUCAACCCAUGUGCUCUGGCCGGCAGUUUGUUUUAUAAGUUCUGUUUCUUUGUAAUGCGAUUUGA
This is a messenger RNA of Quercus lobata, 3401 nucleotides long. Its product is annotated as ankyrin repeat-containing protein At5g02620-like. NCBI's taxonomy places the organism in Eukaryota, Viridiplantae, Streptophyta, Magnoliopsida, Fagales, Fagaceae. Bases 1329 to 3263 code for a protein of 644 amino acids. Gene Ontology annotation, cellular component: plasma membrane. The transcript is spliced from 5 exons. The record is from RefSeq and is a predicted model, not a curated record. Gene Ontology annotation, molecular function: protein binding.